This is a messenger RNA of Vanessa atalanta (red admiral), 2205 nucleotides long. RefSeq names its product glucose dehydrogenase [FAD, quinone]-like. The coding region runs from base 185 to 2056 and encodes 623 amino acids. The transcript is spliced from 3 exons. Gene Ontology annotation, molecular function: oxidoreductase activity, acting on CH-OH group of donors; flavin adenine dinucleotide binding. NCBI's taxonomy places the organism in Eukaryota, Metazoa, Arthropoda, Insecta, Lepidoptera, Nymphalidae. The record is from RefSeq and is a predicted model, not a curated record.
CAGCGCAGCUAGUGCUGUUCGAAGAUCGUCCUGCGCGCAGUCAUUGAGCUAACUCGUAGCAGGGUUAGUUGGUGCAGUGCGGUGUGCGCAUGUUAUUAUUAGUGUACGGAUUACUAUUACGGUAUAAAAAAUGUCAAACACGUUGGUCCAUAGUCCAUUGUCGACAAGAUAACUAGGAGAGUAGAUGAGGAAUCAGCAUCGAUCGCUGACAUUUAAGGUGGCGCUAUGGGUAUUCUUCACAAUUUUUAUACCAACCGACACUCAAUUCGCCAAUCCUAUAGCAUCAGUAAUGAAUUUUCUCCAAGAAGGCACGAAUCAAUUAGAUAAUGAACCACCUGACCAAGUAAAUAUCCUCACUGAGUACGAUUUCAUAGUUGUCGGUGCAGGCACAGCGGGUUGUGUGAUUGCCAAUCGAUUAACAGAAAUACCCGAAUGGAAAGUUUUACUGGUAGAAGCUGGUGUCAACGAGAACUUCGUUAUGGAUAUACCAAUUCUUGCAAAUUAUCUCCAAUUUACUAACGCUAAUUGGAAGUAUAAGACGAAACCAUCAGAUAAAUAUUGCGCAGGUUUUGAGAAUAAGCAAUGUAAUUGGCCACGUGGUAAAGUUGUCGGAGGAUCAAGUGUUUUAAAUUAUAUGAUUUAUACCAGAGGAGCAGCAAACGAUUACAAUAAUUGGGAAGCAAUGGGGAAUGAAGGGUGGGGGUGGGACGACGUGCUGCCGUAUUUCAAAAAAAUUGAAAACUUUAAUAUACCAUCACACGAUGACCCUGUUUACCACGGUCAUGAUGGAUAUUUAAACAUUGAACACGCACCCUUUCGAACUGUCAAAGGUAAAGCAUGGGUGAAAGCCGCUCAAGAGUUAGGUUUCAAAUAUAACGAUUACAAUGGAGCUAAUCCUGCCGGUGUAUCUUUUUUACAACUUUCAAUGAAAAAUGGAACAAGACAUAGCUCUAGUCGCGCUUAUCUUCAUCCUAUAAAUAAAAGAAAUAAUCUUCACGUGUCUAAACUUUCCAUGGUCACAAAGCUUAUUUUGGAUUCAACUAAAACAAAAGUAAUAGGUGUAGAACUAGAAAAACGAGGGAAAAAAUACAAAGUUUUAGCAAAGAAAGAAGUCAUAGUCUCGGCAGGUGCAAUAAAUUCACCACAAUUGUUGAUGCUUUCGGGUAUAGGACCAAAAGAUCAUUUGGAGUCAUUAAAUAUUCCUGUUGUUAAAGAUUUACCAGUAGGGCACAAUUUAAUGGACCACAUUGCCGCUGGUGGAGUUCAAUUUAUGGUCCGUCAACAAAAUAUAACUCUAUCCACAAAUUAUAUAUUAAAUCAUUUAGAAUUAGUAUUUAAGUGGAUGAGAAAUCACAAGGGACCUUUAUCAAUCCCUGGCGGAUGUGAAGCUCUAGUGUUUUUGGACUUGAAAGACAAAUUCAAUGUAUCCGGAUGGCCUGAUUUAGAAUUACUUUUUAUAAGUGGUGGACUUAAUUCUGACCCUCUAUUGCCACGAAACUUUGGAUUUGAUGAAAAAAUCUACUCCGAUACCUAUGCCUCUUUAGGUAACAACGAUGUUUUCAUGGUUUUCCCUAUGCUUAUGCAGCCUAAAUCAAAAGGAAGGGUUAUGUUACAAAAUAGAAACCCUAAAGUACAUCCAACUAUAAUUCCCAACUACUUCGAGUAUCCCGAGGAUUUGCAGAAAAUAGUUGAGGGAAUAAAAGUAGCCAUUGAAAUAUCAAGACAAGCUUCAAUGAAAAAAUUAGGAACCAAAGUGUAUGAUGUACCUGUAGCGGAGUGUUUGAAGCAUGGACCGUUUGGCAGUGAUGCAUACUUUGCAUGUCAAGCGCAAAUGUUCACAUUCACUAUUUAUCACCAAAGUGGAACAUGUAAGAUGGGCGUUAAGUCUGAUCCUACAGCGGUAGUAGAUUCUAGAUUAAGAGUACACGGUAUCUCUAAAUUAAGAGUGAUCGACGCUAGUAUUAUGCCUCAAAUAGUAUCAAGUCACACAAAUGCACCUACAUAUAUGAUAGCAGAAAAGGGCGCAGAUAUGAUUAAAAAAGAUUGGAGGAAGUAGGAUCAACUAGCUAAAAUAUAAGUUUGACUGUGAUUUAAUUUAAGCUUUAUUUUAUAAGUCAUUGGUAUUGAGAAUAAAUUGUAAUAAAAUAAUAAACGCUAGAUAAAAAAAAAAAAGAAAUAUUUUAAAUGGUAGGUACUUGUGCAAUA